AUGUGGAGUACAACUGCCAUUUUAGUUGGAAAAUACGGUGCCUCAGUGCUGGGUCCUCCCUUUGGUCAUUUUGGUCCAUUUCCUCCGCCACCGGGUCCAAUUUUGGCUGCUCCUCAUCGUGCUCAUCAUCCUCAUGGACCAACCCAUCCAGCUGGUGCACCGCCUCCACCACCCCCUCAUGCUGCCGCAUUCUAUCCCCAUCCAGUUGUCUAUUGGCCAUAUCCAAGUCCUCCAGUGUCGCCAACAACAUAUUACAAUCAGCCGACACACUCGCCCACUCAUGUUCCUGGCAAUCAUGGGCCACCUAUGUAUUCUCUCGACUAUAUAACCACUGUGCCACCAACAAAUUACGCUAAUCCCCAACCAUCACCACUCAGUCCACCAAAUGUUGCAAUACCACCCAAUGCUGCAAAUGGGCUUAUAUUGUCACCAAGCAAAGGCGGUGGUGCUGGUGGUGCUCCAAUGACUUUAGUGCCACCAAAACAAUAUCCUGCAUCGCCAGCAUUGCUCCAAGGACCACACACUCCCAAUAGCUAUCAUCAUCAUAACAACAACAAUAAGUUGAUGGCAUUAACACCGCCAUCAGGGCCAAAAACAUCACCAUCUUUACGUCCAGCUCAAAAUAAUGUCUAUCAUCAGCAGCAGCAGCAGCAUCAUCCACAUCAUUAUGGAUCACCACCACCAGGCGCCGUAGCUGGACCAGUACCACAAACAACGUUGUCACAAGCGUCACCAACAACUGCAGUUGCUCCCAUUGUUACUGCAUUGACCAAUGGCCAGGUAAUUGUAAAUGCUCCAACCACCACACCCACAAUGCCUGGCCACAACGCAGUAACGCCGCCAGUUGUUCACCAGCCGCAGCAGCAGCAGCCAUUACUUGCCAUCGAUACCAAUGCACCGGCAGCCGGAGAACGUAGUGUCAAUCUUAAAGCCAGUGUAAAAAUAACCAAAAUUACAACCAAAAAUACAAAAACAACUUCCAACAGUAAUGGUGUGGUGGUGGCAACACCACCAUCACUCACCGUCACCACCAAUCGGUGUGUGGAGUUGUACACAGCCUAA
This is a messenger RNA of Musca vetustissima, 1062 nucleotides long. RefSeq lists its product as uncharacterized. Bases 1 to 1062 code for a protein of 353 amino acids. The transcript has 3 exons. The record is from RefSeq and is a predicted model, not a curated record. Lineage: Eukaryota; Metazoa; Arthropoda; Insecta; Diptera; Muscidae.